AUGUUGACCUUAUUCGUCCCUUGGAGAUCAGGAACUGAUUUGCGAAAUCCAGGCGAAGAAUGGCCAUCCGCUUGGAGUCGAGUUGCCAUAGGAGCACGAUACAGAGCGAUAAUAAGCAACAUUAAUCUAAAGUAUGAAUGCCUAGACGCACGCGACGAUUUCAGAGCCCAGCUCAAAUCGGGUGCAGAUGUCAACCUACCCAAUGCCAGCUGGUUCGAUCCUAAUGAUGACGACUUCGAAGUUCCCUGUGACGAUCAGAAUGGAACGACAGGUUCACUAUCCGAAAUAAUCGAAGGCUCUUAUCGAGACGGGAUACUCGCCGGAGACGAACUGGGAAAGUGUUACGGUGAUCGGAUGAAUGCAAUGAAGCGCAUGGCAGCAGUGUUGAAUAAUACAGGGUGGUCAAAACCAGUGGCCGUGGUACACAACGAACCCGUGCUUAACAGGACGUCUGCUCAAUAUUUGCCCGCUUCAGGAUGGAGAGCGGAAGUAAUGCGAAAGCGCCAAGAAGUAAUGGAAUCUCGAUCAAAGGCAAUCCCCGCGACCGUGAAGGACACCCCUCAUGGUCGCACGAGGAUACCGAGUAAUGCAGUUUUCAUAACCGACAAGAGAUACCUCACCAAAGACCCCAUCUAUGAUCCGGUAAUUCAAAGGAAAAUCGACGUCGUCGUGUCAGCCUUCGGAUUGAACUAUGAGCAGGAAAAAGCAUUUCGAAUAGUGGCGAACCACGCAUCCGACAGUUAUGCAGAGCGACUGAACAUGUAUAUAGGAGGGAUGGGUGGGACAGGGAAGUCCCAAGUACUCAAGGCCUUGAUGCACUUCUUCAAGUCUAGGGGAGAGUCUUACAGACUGAUCGUGGUAGCACCUACAGGCUCUGCUGCUGCACUUCUUGGUGGUAUGACAUAUCACUCCGCCUUUGGUAUCAAUGACCGAUCCGGAGCAGGCAUGGCCGCAGUAAAAUCGAAACUAAUUGGGGUGGAUUACGUUUUUUUCGACGAAAUAUCUAUGGUAUCAUCAUUCGAACUGUACAGGAUAAGCGCCAGACUUUGCAGAGUACUCAACACACCCGAUACGUCUUUUGGUGGCCUAAGUAUGAUCUUCGCGGGCGACUUUGCGCAAUUACCACCACCUAUGGGAGGAGAAGCUGCUUCGUUAUAUGGAAGGCAAGUCGGACUGUCGGGCAACACUCUUCGUAAGCAAAAGGCGUCUAUAGGUAAAUCCAUAUGGCAUGAAGUGACCACCGUGGUAAUACUGAAGCAAAAUAUGAGGCAAACAGCCCAGUCGGAAGACGACGCGAAACUUCGAAUGGCACUUGAAAACAUGCGAUACAAGGCAUGCACGACCAAUGAUAUUGCUUUCCUUCGAUCCCGGAUUUCAUCGUCCUUACCCGGAAAGGCGUCUAUCCGAGAUCCGGAGUUCCGAAACGUCUCGGUAAUAACCACAUUAAACGUCUUAAAAGACACCAUCAAUGGAAUCGGAUCCGCGAGGUUUGCAGAGGAAACAGGGCAACGCUUGAGCUUUUUCUAUUCGGAGGACGAAUUUGUGCAACAAUCUGAUAACAGCGACCGGGAGAGAAUACGCAACUUGGUCGAGGUAUUGCCUAAUUUCUCAAUGACAGAUUUUGCAUCUCAAGGGAAGACUCGUCAAUAUAACGUGGUCGACCUUAGUCCCUGCAAGACCCACCAGUCCUUCUACACUGCACUUUCAAGAGGUGUCUCUGCACAAGGCACUGUGAUCGUCCAGGAAUUCUCCACACAACCUAUUACAGGGGGCAUUAACGGCACCAUGAGAGAUGAAUUCAGAUCUCUGGAAGUUCUUAAUGUUAUCACCGAUCUCAGGUAUAACGAUCUUCUUCCAAAUACAAUCAACGGAUCCCAUCGGCGUGAACUGAUCGCGCAAUUCAGGAAAUGGAAAGGGGCAAAUCACGUACCUGACGGAGUGCACCAUGCUAUCAAAUGGAGCCCGAGCCGCCCUUGGGUAGAGGACGACCAUACUCAACAGGAAUGGGCCAUCAUCGAUAACGAAAGCAAUAGCGCCUCGCAAGACAACGCCUCUACAACGCAAAGCAAAUUUUCAAACUACAUCUCUGCCGAAGGGUCUAAAUCUGUACCCAUUAACGAGAUUAACCCUUUCAUGCUGGAAAGAGGAGCCAAUAAGGAGGCUAAGAAGCAAGGACAGCAAGAAGAUUCCACAACUAGGAAGCGCAUUAAAGUGGGACCUCCAACAACUAUUACCUCCUGUAUGCCCGAUAUGAUGGCAGGUAUCGAGUGGUCCAACAACAGCUGUGCAUACGACGCCCUCCUAAAGGAACUUACGGAGAAACCCUGGAAUCGGGCUUCCGCUCGGUUGCCCUCGGUUGCACCACGAUGGAGAGCGUACGUGACAAGUGGCGAUCGGCCUUGUCAGCGACAUCCCCAGAAAACUUUCCGAUGGGCGGUUACACCUGCGUGA
This is a messenger RNA of Coprinopsis cinerea okayama7#130, 2451 nucleotides long. RefSeq lists its product as hypothetical. The transcript has 3 exons. Bases 1 to 2451 code for a protein of 816 amino acids. Lineage: Eukaryota; Fungi; Basidiomycota; Agaricomycetes; Agaricales; Psathyrellaceae. The record is from RefSeq and is a predicted model, not a curated record. Gene Ontology annotation, molecular function: DNA helicase activity. Gene Ontology annotation, biological process: telomere maintenance; DNA repair.